Molecule: messenger RNA, 564 nt
Organism: Penicillium angulare
Lineage: Eukaryota; Fungi; Ascomycota; Eurotiomycetes; Eurotiales; Aspergillaceae
Gene: rhbA
Product: Rheb family small GTPase rhbA
Exons: 4
Coding region: 1-564 (187 amino acids)
Biological process (GO): small GTPase-mediated signal transduction
Cellular component (GO): plasma membrane
Molecular function (GO): GTP binding; GDP binding; GTPase activity
Source: RefSeq, a predicted model, not a curated record
AUGCCUGCUGCGCCGAAACAGAGAAAGAUUGCCAUCGUUGGCAGUCGUUCAGUGGGAAAAUCUUCCCUGACAGUCCGUUUCGUCGAGCAUCACUUUGUCGAAAGUUAUUACCCUACAAUCGAGAACACCUUUAGCCGAAUUAUCAAAUACAAUGGCCAGGAUUAUGCUACUGAGAUCGUGGAUACUGCUGGACAGGACGAAUACAGCAUUUUGAACUCCAAGCACUUCAUUGGAAUUCAUGGAUAUAUCAUUGCUUACUCGGUGACGUCGCGACAAUCGUAUGAGAUGGUGAGAACUAUCCGUGACAAGAUUUUGAACCAUCUUGGUGCGGAUGAGGUACCCUUGGUUAUAGUGGGCAAUAAGAGCGAUUUGAAGCCCGAGCAACGACAAGUUUCCACUGACGAGGGACGUCAAUUGGCUGAAGAGCUUAACUGUGCAUUUACCGAGGCCAGUGCCUUCCUUGACUUCAAUGUCUCCAAGGCAUUUGAGUUGAUGAUCGGGCAGAUUGAGAAGUCCCAGAAUCCCUCCCAGCCAACUGGGGGGAAUAAGUGUGCUCUGAUGUGA